UUCUGUGAGGUACGAGGUUGCUUUACGGGAAAAGGCUGCAAUAAUUUAAUCUGGAACUGCCCUGCUUUAGACUUUUUCAUGGUUAUUAAUUUGUACAAAGAAUCACAAACUGAUACAGCGGGAACCAAGCUGGCAAAUCAGGCUGCUGAGACAACUGUGUAAUUCGCUGGGAAAAGAAACGGAGACCCUCUCCUGCGUACGGGAGGACAAUGUAUAUAAAAAUAUGCAAGAAUCCAAGGAAACCCCCAUAUCCAAUCACCUAGAUGAAAUUGUUGCUGCUGUCAGCAUAACGCCUAGAAAGAAGAUCCAAAACCAGCUGCCUCAGACAGUGCUAUUCCAGCCUCCUCAAGAGAAACUCCACCUCUGUGAAGAAAAAGCGAAGUCCUAUUCUAGCAGUCACGAAUACAAACAGGCUGUCCGCGAGCUGGUGCGCUGCGUAGCGCUGACGAGAAUCUGCUAUGGCGACUCCCAUUGGAAGCUGGCGGAGGCACACGUCCAUCUGGCUCAGGGUUACCUCCAGCUGAAAGGACUGUCCUGGCAAGCAAAGCAACAUGCAGAAAAAGCCAAAGAAAUCCUCACCAACUCCAUCGUGCCUCCCAAUAAUGACAAUACAGAUGUUUUCAAGUGUUCAAUUGAGCUGUUCCAUACCCUGGGGAGAGCCUUACUCUCCCUUCAAAAAUUUAAGGAAGCUUCGGAGAAUUUGUCAAAGGCAGAGCAACUUGCAAAGGAGCUGUUGCAGUGCGGCAGGAUUACGAAGGAGGAAUGGAUAGAAAUUCAAGCACGGAUCAAAUUGUCAUCUGCACAGAUGUAUCAAAGUCAGAAGAAAUCUCAAGAAGCGCUGCCCCGCUACCAAGAGGCUUUAGAAUAUAUUGAGAUCAGUAGAGGUGAAAACAGUCUUGAGUGUGUACCAGUAUUGAAGGAAUUAGCAGGUGUCGAGCAAGCUCUGGGACUUCAUGACGCAUCCAUCAAGCAUUUUCUGCAGGCGCAUCUCAUCGUUCUCAGCAGAAACCCCUCUCAAGAGGAGGCAGCGGUCUCCGCAUAUUCUGUCGCCCACGCCGCCAUCGCUUCUGGGAGGACCGAGCACCACGAUGUGGCUGAGCAGUAUUUUGAAGAGAGCAUGGCUAAUCUUAAAGAUGCUGAAGGGACGGGAAAAGCCAAGUUUCUUUCCAUUCAAGAUGACUAUUGCCGUUUCCUACAAGUCACUGGACAGAAAGAGAGAGCAACCUCAAUCCUGAGAGAGUCCCUGGAAACCAAAGUGACAGUGUUUGGUGAUCUCAGUCCCGAGGUGGCGGAGACCUACCGGCUGUUGGGUGGGGCCGACCUGGCGCAGGGGAACCACGCUGGGGCCCACAAGAAACUGAGGAAGUUGUCCUGGAGAAAGAUGAUUGUAGCUUGCUCCCAGACAGUGGCCAGGGGAUGGAACAAAGUCGUGGGGGAGUCAAGGGAUGUCGAUAAGGAUACAGAAGCCACGGCACAUGGCAGCUCGGAGUGUCUUCAGAUCCAGACCCUCCUGUACGGACCACAGGACAAGAGGACCCUGGCCACCCAGCAGACGGUGGACGUUCUGUCCAAGGCCCCAGAGGUGGCCGUGAAGUCUAGGCAGGCCCCGAGAGCCAAACCAGCCUUCUACACCGGCGUGUCCCAGCACACUGCGCUGGGCAAGGCCCGGCCCAACGCGGCGGACUGAGCCCCCUCCCACCCCCAGAGAGAGCUUUGGUCAUGCCUGGGCGCUCACACCAAGGGGGCUGUCUCAACGCCUCCAACAAGAAGAUGGAAUUCGACAGACUGUCAAGGCUGUUUGUUCCCGCAGGCAACAGAGAUACUGCCAACUUCCUGUGGGCCACAUUUGACAGUGGAUCCUCUCCAGGGUGAUCUGGUGCUUCUAUAAAGAAUUUUUCUUUUUUACCGCCCAAGUGGUUUUUCUUGCCAACAAAAAUUUUUACCCGUCAGCACUCCUGGGACUGCAAGGCUUCUCUUCAAAAGUUUACAAGUUCCUGUGCGUGAUAUAGUGUACGAUAUCUGUACAGAGAGAGCCCUGGCAUAGAUCUGGAGUCAGAUUUGGAGCAAUAAAAUUCUGGAAAAAGCCCUUUCUCAUAGGAAGAUAAUAGGGAUUGAGAAUAAAAUGCUAACGAGAGGAA
Ailuropoda melanoleuca (giant panda) is the source of this 2138-nucleotide messenger RNA. RefSeq names its product tetratricopeptide repeat domain 23 (gene TTC23). Gene Ontology annotation, molecular function: protein binding. The record is from RefSeq and is a predicted model, not a curated record. The coding region runs from base 224 to 1687 and encodes 487 amino acids. The transcript is spliced from 12 exons. NCBI's taxonomy places the organism in Eukaryota, Metazoa, Chordata, Mammalia, Carnivora, Ursidae.